Molecule: messenger RNA, 486 nt
Organism: Spodoptera littoralis (African cotton leafworm)
Lineage: Eukaryota; Metazoa; Arthropoda; Insecta; Lepidoptera; Noctuidae
Source: the annotation of a GenBank genome assembly
AUGGCCCGUAAUGUAGCGGACGCAGCUAGGAAAUUUUUACUUCUAGGUCAAUGCGUACCUACUGUAAAACAAAAUGCUGCAAAAAUAAGAGUGAAGAGGUUAGAACUGGACGAGAAUCUACUCAUGUAUUUCAGAAAAGACGAAUUUUACUAUUGCCAUGAUCCCCAAAAAGUCUGCAAGACUGGCGACAUCGUCCUCAUACAGUCCUUGCCACAAAAACUUACAAAACUAAUUACUCAUGAAGUGAAAGAAGUUGUUUAUCCAUUCGGUGACAUAACUGACCCUAUUACAGGCAAGAAGGUGGCUAAAGAACAGUAUAGAGAGGACAUGGAUAGACUAGCAAAUGUUUAUGGAAAAUUAGAUUCUGCAUUCAACUAUGAUAAGGCACCGCCUCGAGGUUGGCAAGAUGGAAAGAAAGAUUUUACCUCUAAGCCUACCUACACAAAAUUCCAUGUUUUUGAUGAAAAUGAUCCUUAUGCCAUUUAA